Messenger RNA from Dovyalis caffra, 936 nucleotides. Lineage: Eukaryota; Viridiplantae; Streptophyta; Magnoliopsida; Malpighiales; Salicaceae. The record is from the annotation of a GenBank genome assembly.
AUGAAAGGAGUUUGGUGGAUUGUCGUGAUUGUGGCAUCGUUGGUGUGCCCAUUGGUAAUACACAAAACAAAGACACUCCGUUUCAACACAGUAACCUUCGACUUUGAAACUGCUACCCCAUUAGUCAUAGAAAACACAAAUGCACUCCGGUACAACCCAGUAACCUUCAACUUUGAAGGUGCUACAGAAGCUAGCUACUCGGAAUUUGUGAAUUCUCUGCGAAAUGAAGUCCAAAGCAAGGUGGUGCAAGGAUUACCAGUGACAGCGAAAACAGUACCAGAUUCCAAACGAUAUAUUUUGGUUGACCUCGAAAUUGAUAGUCAAAAGUUCAUCACACUAGCAAUAGAUGUCAUUGAUAUGUAUUUGGUGGGUUAUCGUGAUAAAUAUAACGGGAAAGAUCGUGCCAAUUUCCUUAAAGAUGCUCCCAAAGUUGCAAGAGAUAAUCUUUUUAAGGAAGCAACUAAAGCAAAACAGGUUAGAAACACAACAUUUAACGGCACCUAUACAGAUCUUGAACGUUUUGCCAAAUCUGGAAGAGAGAAGAUUGAAUUGGGAAUUCGCAAACUACAGAAAGCCAUCGAUGAGUUCUAUGGGAAAUCGGACGAGGAGAAAAAGUCCCAGGCGAAUAGUGAGGCCAAAUUUUUCAUUAUUUCUAUCCAAAUGGUUUCAGAGGCAGCAAGAUUCCAAUAUAUACUGAAUAAGGUACUCGAAGGAGGCAUAUACGGAAGUUAUAAGCCAGAUUUCAAAGCGACUUCCUUGGAGACCAGUUGGGAUAAGAUCUCUAAAGCUAUUCAAAAUGCUGAUGCUGCUUCUGGAGAAUUUCGCCCACCAACUAGUUCAGUUAGCUUACAGGACGAAAAGGGCAAAGCAUGGAUAGUUAAGAAAGUGAGUGACAUAAAGAGCGACAUGGGACUUUUGAAGGGCAAAGCAUCAUAG